GACACACACAAAGAGAGUAGAGUACACAAGAAGAGACGUUAGAGGGGGAGGAGGAAAAAGGAGGCAAAUAGCCAGAAAGAGACUUGAUUUUGGACUACUCUGUGACAUGGGAGGAGACACCACAUAGAUUCUUCAGGGGGGUCUGAAUUUGAUCUUUAUUUUUGCUAAAUCAGUAUAUAAACUCCAAAAGAAAAGGGAAUAAAGAAGAGAAGUAGAAGAAAUGAAGGACAUGGGGCAGUCAGUGGAACUAGGGGUCUCUCAGCGGAAAAGAGUCAAUGUAACUCGCCCCAAAGUUUGGCUAAAGAAUAGAAUUGUUCGAGUGGGACUUGCUGAAUCGCUCUGCACAUACGUCAUGAUGGUGUUUGGCCUGGGGUCGGUGGCACAAGUAGUGACGGGACAGGGAGCGUUCGGACAGUACAUCAGCAUCAAUCUGGGUUUUGGACUGGGUGUUGCUAUGGGGGUUCAUGUUGGAGGGAAGGUCUCAGGGGCUCACAUGAAUGCAGCGGUGUCAUUCACCAUGUGCACGUUUGGCCGUCUUGGCUGGAAGAUGCUGCCGCUUUAUGUUUUUGCGCAACUACUGGGGUCAUUCCUGGCCGCAGGGACAAUCUAUGCUGUCUAUUAUGAUGCCAUAUAUGACUAUUGUGGAGGAAACCUCACAGUGACAGGAGUUAGGGCCACAGCAGGUAUCUUUGCCACUUACCCUGCUCCAUACCUCUCCUUGCUGGCUGGAUUCAUUGAUCAGGUGUUCGGCACAGCCAUGCUUCUGCUUUGCUUGAUGGCUUUGUCGGAUCAGAGGAACAAACCGGCGCCGGCGGGCAGCGAGCCUUUCGCAGUGGGUCUCCUGGUGGUGCUAAUUGGCAUUUCUCUGGGCAGCAACAGCGGCUAUGCCAUCAACCCCACCAGAGACAUCGCACCCAGGGUCUUCACUGCCAUAGCGGGCUGGGGGGUUGAUGUGUUCAGGGCUGGAAAUGGGUGGUGGUGGGUGCCUCUAGUUGCCCCCCCCAUUGGAGGAGUAUUGGGUGCAGGACUCUACAGGGCAUUGGUGGAAAUGCACCAUCCCCCUCUCUCUGAAAAGGAUAAAGGGCUGGUGGAGGAGUUUGAAGAGAGUGUCCCUCUGGAGAAACUAGAGAAAAUCUGUGCUACUGUCUGAGUCUGAGGCCACC
Messenger RNA from Anoplopoma fimbria (sablefish), 1163 nucleotides. It is a transcript of the gene aqp7, whose product is annotated as aquaporin 7. Gene Ontology annotation, cellular component: basolateral plasma membrane; plasma membrane. Gene Ontology annotation, molecular function: water channel activity; urea transmembrane transporter activity; glycerol channel activity. The record is from RefSeq and is a predicted model, not a curated record. Lineage: Eukaryota; Metazoa; Chordata; Actinopteri; Perciformes; Anoplopomatidae. Bases 221 to 1150 code for a protein of 309 amino acids. Gene Ontology annotation, biological process: water transport; glycerol transmembrane transport. The transcript has 6 exons.